This is a messenger RNA of Salarias fasciatus (jewelled blenny), 5749 nucleotides long. RefSeq names its product large tumor suppressor kinase 1 (gene lats1). Gene Ontology annotation, molecular function: protein serine/threonine kinase activity; ATP binding. Bases 290 to 3562 code for a protein of 1090 amino acids. Gene Ontology annotation, biological process: hippo signaling; peptidyl-serine phosphorylation; G1/S transition of mitotic cell cycle. The transcript is spliced from 8 exons. The record is from RefSeq and is a predicted model, not a curated record. Lineage: Eukaryota; Metazoa; Chordata; Actinopteri; Blenniiformes; Blenniidae.
CACUGUGUGUUUAACUAGUUGUACUUGUCAUUCAGACAUCCCAGGAAUUCAACACGGCCAGCAGCCAGACAGCGCGGCGAGACGGGGACAUUUCUCACUUUUAAAUUGCGUCCUCGUCGCGGGAGAAGCCCAAACCGACGGAGUUGUCGGGUGAAAGAGGGAAACGUGUGGCGGAAAGCGUAGCGUGCAGAUGUGAGGGCAGACGCCAGAGACCACUCUCACGAUUCAAGCAGCCCCGGAGUAGUGACGUCCUCUUCAUCCACAUCCCUGCCGACGUAAAUGCUCUUACAUGAAGAGGGGGGAGAAGCCCGAAGGAUACCGACAGAUGAGGCCCAAAACGUUCCCAGCCAGCAACUAUAGUGGCAACAGCCAGCAAAUGCUGCAGGAGAUACGGAAUAGCCUGCGGAACUUGUCCAAACCCUCCGACCCACCGAAAGGAGACUUUGGUAUACCUGUGAAAAUGCACCCGGAGGAUCUGAGGCAGCAGGGGCGCAGCAGCAACCCCAAAAACCACUACCAGAAGGCCUUACAGGAGAUACGCAAGUCGCUGCUGCCUUUUGCCAACGAGUCCAACACUUCAGGGUCCGAUGUGAACAAGCACAUGCUGCUGGAGCCCCCAUGUGCUGGCUUCGAGGAGCCAAGCAACUUCCGAGGUGCAGCUCCUGAUUACAUGAGUAAGCCGAGCUACCAGGACCCAAUGAGGGAACAAAUGGCUGCUGCCAACCCCUCCACCGCAGGCCUGAAACCCCCGGGAGCUCACAUCUCACAGGCUGUGCUGAGGAGACCGAGCUGGAAGGGCUCGAAGGAGUCGCUGGCGCCUCGACAUGGUCCUCUGGUGGUGGAUGGGAUGAUGUACCGCUCAGACAGCCCCGGUCCGCCUCCCGCCUUCCCUCAGGGCCACCCUGCUAACGCCCAGAGGGUCAACCAUCCCCUGCCGCCUCAGGUGCGCAGCGUCACGCCCCCGCCGAUCCGGGGGGCCAUGCCUCCCGCGUCGUCUAGGGACAGUAAUCCAUCAACAAAGCGCUACUCUGGAAACAUGGAGUAUCUCGUGCCUCGCAUCUCGCCGGUACCCCAGGGGCCCUGGCCCGACGGCUACCCGACCGGAGCUUCUCAGAAUCAGCGUGGGAUCAGCCCGGUGCCCAUGGCCCACCAGCCCAUCAUCAUGCAAAGCUCGGGGGGAAAUAAGUUCACUUUUCCCUCUAACUGGUCUCAAAAUGGCUCUGCUCAGCAGGACUACAUGGCGGGAGGCAGCAGACAGCCUCCCCCCCCAUACCCGGUCAACCAGAGCAGCCGGCACAGCCCCACUGACCAGCAGAUGCAGGCGGGAGGACCUGCGUCGUCCCCCUCGUACCUGAAUGGUGGGAACAUCCCCCAGUCCAUGCUGGUUCCCAACCGAAACAGUCACAACCUGGACAUGUACAGCAUCGGUCUUCCUCAGUCCUGGCCCCAGGGACCCCUGGGCUCCAGCCAGCCUCAGUCGGCCUCCGGCAGCAGCAACAACCAAGACCUGUCCCCGUCAUGGCAGCACAACCAGGUGGGCCGCUCCAACUCUUUCAAUAACCCCCAGCUGAACAGCAGAGCGGCUCACCCGGCCAGCUCCCAGCCGUCUGCCACCACCGUCACCGCCAUCACACAGGCGCCCAUCCUGCAGCCCGUCAAAAGCAUGCGGGUGCAGAAACCCGAACUGCACACUGCCGUCGCUCCGACGCACCCGCCGUGGCAGGUCCCGCCUCCCGCGGCCACGCCCACCUACCCAGAACCCCCAGCGCCGGUCCGUCAAAUGUCCGGAGCGGCAGAAGCGCCCAGCUACCAGGGCCCUCCCCCACCCUACCCAAAGCACCUGCUGCAGCAGCAGCAGCAGGCAGCAGCCUCCCCCCCAGCCUACGACCCGGGGGCCAGUAGACUCCUGGGUAGAGAGGAGAACACCGAAGAGGAGAGCAGCGGCGAUGGCACCAAGACCGCAGAGAGCGCGGAAAGUGCCGCAGCGACGGAGAAGGAGAAGAAGCAAAUCACGACGUCUCCGGUGCCGGUCCGCCGCAACAAGAAGGAUGAGGAGCGGAGGGGGGAGUCGGGAAGAGUCAACCUGUAUUCUCCCCAGGCCUUCAAGUUUUUCAUGGAACAGCAUGUGGAGAACAUUCUGAAGAACCACCAGCAGCGGAUUCGCAGGAGGAAGCAGCUGGAAAGUGAGAUGCAAAGGGUGGGUUUGUCCUCGGAAGCCCAGGAGCAGAUGCGCAUGAUGCUCUGUCAGAAAGAAUCCAACUACAUCCGGCUAAAGCGGGCCAAGAUGGAUAAAUCCAUGUUCAAACGGAUCAAAACUCUGGGCAUCGGAGCGUUCGGGGAGGUGUGCCUGGCCAGGAAAGAGGACACGGGAGCGCUUUACGCCAUGAAGACGCUCCGCAAGAAGGACGUGUUGCUGAGGAACCAGGUGGCUCACGUCAAGGCUGAGCGGGACAUCCUGGCCGAGGCCGACAACGAGUGGGUGGUGCGCCUCUACUACUCCUUCCAAGAUAAGGACAACCUGUACUUUGUCAUGGAGUACAUUCCUGGAGGGGACAUGAUGAGCCUCCUCAUCCGGCUGGGAAUCUUCAAGGAGGAGCUGGCCCAGUUUUACAUCGCAGAGCUCACGUGUGCCGUGGAGAGCGUGCACAAGAUGGGCUUCAUCCACCGAGACAUCAAGCCCGACAACAUCCUCAUCGACCGAGACGGACACAUAAAGCUGACAGACUUUGGUCUCUGCACCGGUUUCCGCUGGACGCACGACUCCAAGUACUACCAGAGCGGGGAUCAUGUGCGGCAGGACAGCAUGGACUUCAGUAAAGAGUGGGAAGACCCGGCCAACUGCCGCUGCACCGACCGCCUGAAGCCUCUGGAGAGGAGGAAGGCCCGGCAGCACCAGCGCUGCUUGGCGCACUCGCUCGUGGGGACGCCCAACUACAUCGCACCAGAGGUGCUGCUCAGAACAGGAUACACGCAGCUCUGUGAUUGGUGGAGCGUUGGCGUCAUCCUGUACGAGAUGGUUGUUGGACAGCCGCCUUUCUUGGCGACCACGCCCCUGGAGACGCAGCUGAAGGUGAUCAGCUGGCAGAGCACGCUGCACAUCCCCCCACAGGCCAAGCUCAGCGCCGAGGCGUCCGACCUCAUCGUGAAGCUGUGCCGCGGACCCGAGGACCGCCUCGGGAAGAACGGCGCCGACGAAAUCAAGGCCCAUCCCUUCUUCAAAAGCGUGGACUUCUCCAGCGACCAGCGGCAGCAGGUGGCGCCGUACAUCCCCACCAUCGCUCACUCCACCGACACCUCCAACUUUGACUCGGUGGACCCGGACAAGAUGUGGAGCAGCGACAGCGACGGCGAGGACGACCUCAACGACACCCUGAACUGCUGGUUCCGCAACGGCAAGCACCCCGAGCACGCCUUCUACGAGUUCACCUUCCGCCGCUUCUUCGACGACAACGGACACCCGUACAGCUGCCCCAAGCCCAUCGAGUACGAGGGCGAGGACGAGGCGGACUGCGAGGCCGCGGGCCAGGAGACCACGCAGGGCCCGGAUCUGGUCUACGUGUAGCGCCGUCGGCCCGCCCGGCCCGUGUACAGAAGAAGGGGCUUGAGUGUGAUUCAGCAUUGAGAAUGAUCAUAGGAGAGUAUGUCUGUAGGAGCUAACGGGACGCACUAAUACAGAAACGGAGAACUGAAAACCGCUCGCUGAGAAGAGGUCAACCCGGAGUCCACAUGGUGUGAGAAUUCCAGAGCAGCACAUGACAGAAAGGUCGUAAAACCUCGCGAUAAAAACAAAAUUAUCACCUGCGAAGUUGCUGAUUAUUGAGAAAGACGGCUGUUAGUGUGAGACUUUGGAAUAAAAACCUCAGAGAACGAACUUCAGAGGCUUCCCGAGCACGAUUAACGUCGCCUCAACGACCUCUGCAUGAUGUCAGAUGUGAUCCAGAAUCUGCAGCAAAUGCAGCGUUUAGAUCAUGUGAGAAGUUGUAGCUUUUGUUAGAGUAGAUUUUUUUUUUUUUGUGACUUGCUGUAUACGUCCAUAUGACAGGCAGCAGCGUGGAAGUAUUGAACCCGAAACCACAGAGUUUCAAUCAAUGCAGUCAGUUUGAGACGAGAGCAGGAAGGCGUCUCAACCUUCUGCGCUUACGUCUUUCAGAUCUCAGAGGAAUCAAACUCCAUGUGGACAAAAGGCUGUGAUACGGUCAGCUUCGCUUUUUCGCUUAAACACUAAAAACAUCGGCAGGUAACUAAAUCUGCCUGUUAGUACAACUAAUAUGGAAUAAUACACAUCGUGUCUGGAAGUAAAGACACUUGUUUAAAAGCACAAAUCCUGAUCAAUAGGGUGACGAGAAAGAACUAAGUUGAGGUUUUACUUGCUUGUUUUGGUUCCAUUAACUUUUUUUUUUUGCACUUUUAAUUGCUGGAGAUCACUAAAUUCAAAUUUGGGAGAGAAAAAAGAAGCAGUAGAGGAGCCUGUAAACUAAAAGUUUGAUUUAAAAGCCACUGAUGGGUUGUCACUGUGGGUCCAAACUAGUGCCAAAUCACAGGUGAAUCACAUGAUCAGUUUCAGUUCCUAUCUUCAAAAGAAAAACAAAAAAAAAGAACCUCAACAUUAUUGCUAUUGGGUGGAUUAAUUACCUCUGGACAGAAGCAGCCGGUUUAAUCUCCUCCUCUUCUCAUUUUGAUGUUUUAGCUGUGCGGCCUGAGAGGAACAGAAAGCAGGGAAAACAACAGGGUGCUCUGUGUAUCGAACCCACCCCCACCCCCCACCCACCUUUAAACCCUUAAUUUAUUUCACGAACUGUAGCUGGUGAUGCUAGUCUAGAUGCUGUUUGAGUGCGGGGAUUUACAUUUAUUGGUUUAAAAAACAAAUCUUAAUUUAUAUUUUAAUGCCUGUUGCAAUGGGGAUUUUAGUGUUGUAGAGAUUUGCAGGGAAGAUUUGCUCUAAUUAUUCAUUGCUGUGCCUUUUUUUUUUUUUUUUUUUUUGAAUGAUUGUUUUUUAAUCUUUCACCAAAUAUUAAAGGGGGUUCCUAAUAAUCAAGACUGGCAUUUUAAAGUGAGAGUAGCAGCAGUAGUUGAACGAACUACAGUAGGAUUUUGUUCUGUAUUUUUCUAAUUUAUACUUAAAAUGUAUUUAUAAAUUAAGUUGUAUACAGUGGAUGUAAAUAUUUUUCUCUUCCCUGUAAGAUGAUUUUUUGUUUUUUUGGGCAGGCCCUCAUCAGUCCUCACUGCUGCUGCCUUCUGUCAAUAUGUGACUUUGAACACUAAUCCAAGGACUCUGAUUAGAUUUAAUGCCUUUUUUGUUUCGUUGUUGUUGAAUUUAGACUUCAUGCUGUCUCUCAACCAAAGCACUAAACUGGCGAGUUGUUUCAUGACCCCACAGAAGUAGGUUUUUUUUUUUUUUUUGGUGGUGUUCAAUUCCACUGUCGCACUAAAAACACCUGGUUCACUCGGUUUGGGAGGAUUCACCCCGACCCAGUGUUUUUUUUGUGCUGAAGAUACGAGAGAAACUGGACUCUCUGAUCACAUAUCACCACGGUUUCGUAACCCGCUGUACUACUUUUACUUCUCUUCGUAGGAAAGAUCUCUGAAUGUAGUUUUUACGGACUUCUCUGUGACCACUGUCGUUCUGCACUGGUUUCGUGUUUUCAUGCAGAGAGAGAGUUUUAUUUUUGUGUACAUUGUUGUUCUGGGAGGUUUGGGAUCAGGGACGAGGGUGAUCAAUAAAAGAAUGUAAACAGGUUCUACAGCCACA